Molecule: messenger RNA, 448 nt
Organism: Ruditapes philippinarum (Manila clam)
Lineage: Eukaryota; Metazoa; Mollusca; Bivalvia; Venerida; Veneridae
Exons: 3
Coding region: 56-409 (117 amino acids)
Biological process (GO): homophilic cell-cell adhesion
Cellular component (GO): membrane
Molecular function (GO): calcium ion binding
Source: RefSeq, a predicted model, not a curated record
CUUACUUAGUAUACGCUGUGCUUCAUAUACAAGUGCUGUUCGAAUAUCAGAGAAAAUGAAGAUGUUGUUUGUAUUUGCUGCUUUAACUGUGAUAGCAGUAUGUCAACCAGUCCUUUGUUUCGACUCAGUAUUCUUUAUGAAUACUCCCUACCUUUUCGGUAUAAGGGCUGAUUCGGCUGUCGGAUCUAGUAUUGGUAGUGUUCUAGCUCAUAGCAUGUCUGGGAAAGCUGUGAAGUAUUCCAUCGUGAGUGGUGACUCAGCAUACUUCAACUUGAAUCCUACAACCGGCGAAAUCACUGUUGCUCAAUCCUUACCAAAAGACGUGACGAAACUCCAGUUUGACGUUCAGGCUGCUUCGACAGAUGCCUAUGACAAAACUUACGUAGAUAUCUAUUGUCAUCAGAUGUAACGAAUGAAAUAAAUGAAUAAAUGCUUGGAUUAAAAUGUA